This is a messenger RNA of Diutina rugosa, 1686 nucleotides long. RefSeq lists its product as uncharacterized. Gene Ontology annotation, molecular function: RNA binding. Bases 1 to 1686 code for a protein of 561 amino acids. The record is from RefSeq and is a predicted model, not a curated record. Lineage: Eukaryota; Fungi; Ascomycota; Pichiomycetes; Serinales; Debaryomycetaceae. The transcript has a single exon.
AUGGCGCUGAUCGCUGUGAGAAUCGGAGGUUCCGGAGGUGGUUAUGGUGGACAUAGAGGUGGUUUCCAAGGGUAUCUGGGUGGGUCAGUACCUUCAAGCAUUCAAGGACCUCCAUUCAUUGUGAAGCUUUUACAAUUACCAUCGGAUGCGAACGACACAUUCAUCGAAGACUUGUUCAAACUGCGUUACACCCCUGUUGUUAAAGUCAAAGUUGUUUAUGACCCCCUGCUGUCCCCCUUGACUUCUAAUGUUAUACGAAAAGUCGCCUUUGUGGAAUUGCGCUCAGCAGCAGACUAUCAAAAGGUCCUCAAGUGGCAUGAUUGUUACUAUCAACCGGGUAAACGUGUGAUGAUUGACCCCGCUAAUUUCAACGAUUUUCAAGAUACGAUGCGCUUCAACUCCGAUCAUGCUGAUGAAUUGUCAUCAUUGUCUCAGAAGGUUGCAUCUAACUCCAAUCGAUGGGAACGCGCGGGGUCGUUGGGCCAUCAGGCGCCGGUUCAGAACAGACGUUUGUCGACAGCAACGGCACCGCCGCCCCAACCAGUGAAACCGAAACCGAAACCUAAUCCUUUCGGCGAGGCGAAACCAGUUGACACCCUUACUAAGGAAAAAGAGAUUCAAAAGCGAUUGAUUAAAGUGAAUGAAACAACUACCUUAACGGUUGGUGAAGGGGAAGAUCCCAAAGAGAUUUUACGCAAUUAUCAAGAGCGCUGGCGUGGUCGGCGAGGACUGGAACGACGUGGACUGAUUGCAAUCCUAAAAAGAGAUGGGCAGAGAUCUCUUUCAAAACAUCCGUCACAUACCGGCAAUAAUAAAAGCCAACAGUCACUGUCUGAGCAAGGACCAGAUUCAUUACCAUCGAUUCAAAAGGAAUCAAUUACACUUUCUGAAGACCAUAAUCCAGUUGUUGAUUCUGAGAAUAGUGUUCAUGGAAAAUCACUUGAAUGCGGAGAAUAUGACAACCUUACAAAAUCACAUUCUCGUGAAUCAGACAAGGAAGCUCAAGAAAAGCGCUCAUCUAUACCUAAGGUUGAUAACUCGGUUGAAUCCACAUCAAUAAGUGAAGCUCUCACAUCACCCAAGAAUGAUCCACCUGACCAACUCACAGGUAAUGACGCAAAGGCCCCACACUCUUCGAAAGGUAGUUUGGCAGGUACAAAUACUGAGAUAAGUGCGGAUAAAAAUCGACGUAGAGGCGAUCGUCGAGGUGGUCUGAGACGCUCGCGAGGUAACCGUGAUCGUGUGAAUGAAAAACUGCAGGAUCUGGUAAAAGAAAGGACAUCUACAGAGCGCACGACAAGCGAUGAUCAACCCAAAAAGGAGCAAUCUCUGUCGAGUUCUCAUUCUCGAGAUCACCGAUCUCGACGUCGCCGUGAUGAGCGGAAACGCCUGGAUAAAAGCGGGGUCAAACUGAGUGCUGAUCAAACGACCAAACCGGCUGCGAAGUCUGUGCUGGAUUCGGACAUCGUGAGAGAUACGAAUGCGAGAACUACUGAGGGACUGCGCCGGGGGUCACUAGAUAAGAAAGAAGGUGAGGGGCUGGGAAGACGCAGUCGGCGAGGUGGCAAACGGCGUACUCAAGGUUCUAAUGCCGAAGAACGGAAAGACGGACGGGACAAAGAAGAGUCACACAAAGCUACCCUGAAUGCAACAACUAAUCCCCAAGUUGGUCCUCUCAUCGAAUAA